AUGCACAAGCGCACGAAGGUGAAGAUGACGUUCUUUGUGAUCCUGGUGGGUAUGGCGUCCAUGUUUACGGCGGUGGUGACGGACCAUUGGGCCGUGCUGAGCCCGCGGGUGGAGCAGGUGAACGCGACGUGUGAGGCGGCCCACUUUGGCCUCUGGAGGCUGUGUAAGAAGGCCAUCUACAUCAGUGAGGCGGACUACAAUGGAAAGGGUUGUGGCCCCAUCAGCUUACCUGGAGCGGAGAACUGCACCUACUUCAAACACUUCACUCCAGGGGACGAGUCUGAGAUUUUUGAAGUCAAAACCCAGAAAGAGUACAAUAUCUCGGCAGCGGCCAUCGCCAUCUUCAGCCUGGCCUUUAUGAUCCUGGGCACCUUGUGUCUCCUGUGCUCCUUCAAGAAGGGAAAUGACUACGUCCUCAAACCUGCAGGAAUGUUCUUCGCUUUCGCAGGCCUGUGCGCCAUCAUCUCAGUGGAGGUGAUGCGUCAGUCGGUAAAGCGGAUGAUCGAGAGCGAGGACACCAUCUGGAUAGACUACUCCUACGCCUGGUCCUUCGCCUGUGCCUGCGCUGGCUUCUGCCUCCUUUUCCUCAGUGGCCUCGGCCUCCUCCUGCUCUCCAUGCCCCGCAUGCCCCAAAACCCCUGGGAGUCCUGCAUGGACGCUGAACACGAAGUGGAGUAAUAGACAGAGGGAUGAGACGAGGAAGAGAGUGACACUUUGUUUUAAAAGCAAUAAGAUCACGAUCAAGAUAAACUUUGUGUUGUUAUAUAGUGGAACCAGAAGGUUAUUUCACACAGUGCUUGGGAGCAGUCGAGUCCUGCAUGCUUUCCCGAGUCAUAGUGGGAGGACCACACAACAU
Molecule: messenger RNA, 856 nt
Organism: Salvelinus namaycush (lake trout)
Lineage: Eukaryota; Metazoa; Chordata; Actinopteri; Salmoniformes; Salmonidae
Product: voltage-dependent calcium channel gamma-1 subunit-like
Exons: 4
Coding region: 1-678 (225 amino acids)
Biological process (GO): calcium ion transmembrane transport; regulation of calcium ion transmembrane transport via high voltage-gated calcium channel
Cellular component (GO): L-type voltage-gated calcium channel complex; membrane
Molecular function (GO): voltage-gated calcium channel activity; calcium channel regulator activity
Source: RefSeq, a predicted model, not a curated record